AAUAUAAAAUUGACAAGAUGCCGCACAUGGGCAGCUUAUAAAGUUAUUCUAAUGUGGUAGUGGGUAGUUAUCACUUGAGCAGCUCUUCUUGGACCGACAGCAUUACUAUUUACUACAACAAACAUAUGCCCAUUUUCUCAACUCAAAGCAGCCUAGCUUCUAAAAUAUUCAAAACCACACAUGUAGCCGCGCUUCUUCAUCACAUGAUCCAUUACCAUUUUUGCCAAAAACAAUCCAACACAACACUCGAAUUCUAAAUCAACAAGCCCUACCAAAAUGUUACCAUUUCUGUUUUUUUGUUAUGUUCUGCUCCUUGUCCCAAUCCCAUCUGCUUCGCAGCCUCAAGCUGCGCUGCAGCUUCUCCGCUUUCGAAACAGUCUGCCGGAGGCCUCAAAAUCUCUCCUGCAAUGGAACCAAACCACCUCAUCCUCUGCUCACUGCACCUGGCCUGGUGUUUCUUGCUACUCAAACGAAACAGAUUUUCGUGUGGAGAGGUUGAAGCUAACGGGCUUCGGCCUCACUGGGGUUCUAGAGGAAUCGUUUCCAUAUUUAUGUGAGCUUCCUGAUCUCAUCCUUGUUGAUCUCCAAGGCAACAACUUCAGUGGAAGCGUUCCUGCUGUGCUUGGAAACUGCAGUCACCUCAACCAUGUUAAUCUCAAAAGCAAUAACUUGUCAGGCCCAAUUCCACCUCAUCUUUUCAAACCAGGGAAGCUUAUAGCGCUCAACUUGGGCCGCAACAAACUAUCCGGUACCAUUCCACCUGAGGUAGGCCUCUGCAGACGUCUUGAAUAUCUCUCAUUGGAAGAAAAUUCGUUCACCGGUGGGAUUCCAACUGAACUGUUUACUAUUUCGAGCUUGAUUUAUCUUUCCUUGAAUCUGAAUAAGUUAAAUGGAAGCUUGCCUGAUUUGCCAUCGCCAUGCUCGCUUGUUGAACUCCAACUAACUGAAAAUUCAUUCCAUGGCGGCUUGCCGUCUUCCAUACGCAACUGUCAUGAUCUCCAAGUCCUGAUUGCAUCUUUUAACCAUCUUGGAGGUGUAAUGCAGCAGGAUAUCUUCAAGGGCCUGACGCAACUUAAAACACUGUUCCUUUCUGGAAACAACUUUCAAGGGCAAAUUCCUAUGUCCUUGUGGAGUCUCAGAAAUUUGACGACCCUCGUGCUUCGGAGAAACGGCUUCAAUGGGAGCAUUCCUGAAGAUAUCAGGCAAUGCGAUCAGCUCACUCACCUCGACUUAUCGGACAACGUCUUGACUGGGCCUAUUCCAGCUGCAAUUUCGUAUCUCAGAAGCCUGGAAAUCAUGAAUCUCUAUAAUAACACGCUCGAUGGUCCUCUACCUCCAGGAAUCGGAAACUGCACUUCUCUGCUGGAAGUUGUAUUACGCGAAAACAGACUCAGUGGAAUUCUUCCUCCUGAGAUUUGUGGUCUCCGGAGUUUGGAGUUUCUGAUGCUGAAUUACAAUCAGAUUGAGGGUCCUAUACCAUAUUGUAUAGGCAGUUUGAUCUCUCUUACAGUGUUCAGCGUCUACAGUAAUAGAAUGACAGGCACAAUACCGGGUGGAAUAACCAAGUUGACGAACCUUACAGAUCUUGUUUUGGCUCAAAACAACUUUGAAGGGGAGAUUCCAUCAGAUUUGGGCAAGAAUAUGAUUCCUGGCUUAGGUAUCUUGGAUCUUACAGGAAAUCAGUUCACGGGAGCAAUUCCACGUGCUGCAUGUACUGGCAACCGCCUUCUACGUUUCACCCUCGGCGACAACAAAUUUUCUGGCGGUUUCCCCACAGAAAUCAUCAAAUGUAAGUCUCUGUACAGGUUGUUUCUCUACAACAAUCGUUUGGAAGGAAGCAUACCGAAUGACAUAGGAAAUUCUUCGAGCAUUGCACAUUUUGAUAUUCGAGGAAACUUAUUUGAAGGAACUAUCCCAACAGUGUUUGGUUCCUGGAGCAAUCUUUCAUUGAUUUAUCUUUCAGAGAAUAAGUUUUCAGGCUCAAUACCUCGGGAAUUUGGGGAGCUCCAAAAUCUUGUAGAAAUGAAUAUUUCUUCAAACAGAUUAACAGGAGAAAUUCCGCCCGAGCUGAGUCGUUACCCAAGAAUAGACAAACUAGACCUCAGCAAGAAUGAACUUGCGGGAGGUGUCCCGUCAGGGAUCCUUUCUUCAUCAACGCUGACAGUCAUUCGGCUUCAAGACAACAAAUUGACGGGUGUGGUUCCCGAUGCCUUUGGGAGUAGCCAAAAACUGCAAGUGCUGCAGCUUGGGAACAAUUUGCUUGAAGGCCAUUUUCCUUGCAGUCUGAGUAGAAUUGAAAACUUCAAUUAUCUGAACCUCAGUACAAACAAGAUUUCUGGGGAAAUACCCAGAUGCAUUGGCGAUCUUGAUAUGUUGGAGAUUCUUGAUAUCUCAAGCAACAAUUUCUCAGGCGAGAUACCAUCAGCCGCCACUGACAAUAUGAGAACACUUCAUUUUCUGAACAUAUCAAAUAAUCAACUCUCCGGCCAAAUCCCAGCAGUUUGGGCCAAGGUGUUGGCUUUGCAUCCCUGGACGUUUGUCGGAAAUCCCGAACUCUGCUCAGCAACCACAGAGAGCGACAACUGUGCAAGACACAAGAAAUCACAACCACGAGGCUUAGUCCUUGCUGGUAUAAUAACAGGAUCAUUUUUCUUGAUGGCAGGCCUUCUUGUUGCCAUAUACGUGUUAGUAGCCCGUGUUUGGAACUGUACCCCAUCAUCUCCUGAACAGGAACUGCCGUACAAUCAGUCAAGGAACGAAGAUUUACCAGAAGAUCUCAACUUUGUGGACAUUCUUCGUGGAACCGAAGGUUGGAGUGAUAAACAUGUGAUUGGAAGAGGCAAGCAUGGAACUGUUUAUAGAGCAGAAUCAGUGAAAUCAAAAAAGCAGUGGGCAAUUAAGAAGGUGGAUCUAGCUGAGUCAAAAUUCAACUCGGAGAUGAGAAUUUUGAGCACAGUCAGACACAGAAAUAUACUUAGAAUGGGAGGAUACAGCAUCAGAAAUGGAUAUGGAUGCAUAGUUACAGAAUACAUGCCUGAGGGUACUCUUUAUCAUUUACUGCACAAGAGAUUACCUCGGGUAGCUUUGACCUGGGAGCAGCGAUGCCGUAUUGCUCUUGGAGUAGCUCAAGGUUUGUCGUAUCUUCACCAUGACUGUGUGCCUCAAAUCAUUCACAGAGACAUAAAAUCAGACAACAUACUGUUGGACUUUGAAUUUGAACCGAAGAUUGCAGAUUUUGGGACAGCAAAAUUGGAUUCUGAUGUUGAUGAAGACCAAACAGCUUCUACAAUUGUUGGAACACUUGGCUAUGUAGCACCUGAGAAUGCAUAUUCAUCAAGGCUGACAGACAAAUGUGAUGUAUACAGCUACGGAAUAAUUCUGCUGGAGCUUCUUUGCAGAAAAUUACCAGUGGAUCCCAGCUUUGACGAGGGCUUAGAUAUCGUCUCCUGGGUAAGGACGACACUACAUGAUUACAACCAUCACUUGGGUUUCUUGGAUGAAGAAAUCAUGCACUGGGAGAGCAAGCACCAGCAAGAAGCACUGGUGAUGCUGGAUCUUGCUUUACAAUGCACUGAAAUGGUUCCAGAUAAUAGGCCCUCAAUGAGAGAUGUAGUGAGUUCACUUAUUAAAUUUCAGAGAAAAAUUGAGGUGAAUGUGAGAAUUCAUUCAACCAGGGACACAUAGAUUACAUGUUCAUGUAAACAUUCACCGAGGAAUUCAGCAGCAAUGAUGCAGUUGGAUUGUUUUAUCUGAUAACCUGUAAAGUUGGGGAUAAAUAAAUCAAAUUAAGCCCAAAGAUA
Salvia miltiorrhiza (redroot sage) is the source of this 3800-nucleotide messenger RNA. Its product is annotated as leucine-rich repeat receptor-like protein kinase PEPR2. The coding region runs from base 277 to 3684 and encodes 1135 amino acids. The record is from RefSeq and is a predicted model, not a curated record. Gene Ontology annotation, molecular function: protein binding; protein kinase activity; ATP binding. The transcript has 2 exons. Gene Ontology annotation, biological process: protein phosphorylation. NCBI's taxonomy places the organism in Eukaryota, Viridiplantae, Streptophyta, Magnoliopsida, Lamiales, Lamiaceae.